Messenger RNA from Fusarium graminearum PH-1, 411 nucleotides. RefSeq lists its product as uncharacterized. Lineage: Eukaryota; Fungi; Ascomycota; Sordariomycetes; Hypocreales; Nectriaceae. The coding region runs from base 1 to 411 and encodes 136 amino acids. The record is from RefSeq and is a predicted model, not a curated record. The transcript has a single exon.
AUGUCCAUCUACAGUCUAUCAAUCAAAACCAUCAAGUAUUCAAUCAUUUCGAUGCCCAAGAUGAGCAUAUUCAAGCAGUAUUCAAGAGCUAUCCGAUCAUGGUUAAGCGCAUCACCAAAUGGAACCAUUCGCAAAGCAGCACUACCUCCCUUUACUUUCCUACCUCAACAACAACAGGUCAAAUGUGAUAAAGCAAAAGCUGCCGCCGAUGAAGCAGACCAAGCAUUGCAUGAUCUUCUCAAGCAAACGCCAUGUCCUAAACAACCUCCAGCAGUAAGCGACGCAUAUCUCAGAGCGAUAUUGCAGCAGCAAAAGCUAUGCAACAAACGACAAGAAGCCCUACAACUAGACCUUGAGCGCUAUCAGAGAGCCUUAUACGAGCAAGCCCUAAACAAGGAGCCAUGGACUUAG